AUGGGCAACUCGACAAUAAGCAAUGACGCCGGUAAAAACACGCCCAACAUCUGGAAAGAAGCCUAUGAAGCUUUGAAAGAUGAUGAAAAGGGCAGAGAAAGGCUGCAGAAAUUGAACAGCAUCAUCAAAGAGCAGCUAGGUAAACCAAAGCUGAAGCUCCGAUCUGAAGACGGCUACAAGCAACUGCUCAAGCUGAUCAAGAAGAAAGCAGAGUCGUUGCAGCAGAGCAAAUCGUCAGAGAAGGUUGGUCGGAUAUGUAAGAACAUGAUGAGCAUCCAGGAACUUGUUGCAGCUGGUGCAAAUGUGGGAGGACCUUACAUUGCAAUUCCUGCUGCGGCGCUCUUCCUCGCCUUUUCCAUGAAUCAAAUUUACCUCGCUGAACGUGUUGCGAUGUAUAACCUUGCAGAAACUGUGACAAACUACGUGGUUCUAAACGCGAAGUCGCACCUUCGCAUCAAAGUUCAGCCUAAUGACGACCUCGACAUGCGCGACGCCAAAGACAAGCUCCAUACAGUAUACGUUGGGUUGUACAAACUGAUCAUCCUUGCCUCAGCGCAACUGACAAUCUCUCUGUUUGGCAGCUUCCAACUUGUCAAAAACCUAGCCAAGCAUUAUGACUGGACAGGACAGCUCGAAGAGCUCAGAGGGAAGGCGUCAGUGGUGGCAGAAUUCCGAGAAGAGCUGAAAGACUGGGAAAAACUUGGGGAAGCGAAGAAAAGAGCAGAUCGACCUGAUCCCAGAAAAGCAAUGGGCCCCGGGUGUCGUAACCCUCUUCACUGGGCUGCUGCCCUUGGUGUACCGGAGCAGGUUGCAUUCUACGUACAGAAUAAGGAGUAUCCCAUCAAUGCCCUCACUCCUCAGAGCUGGACCGCCGCACACUUGGCAGCAAGAGAAGGGCACACGCGAAUCUUGAGAAUGUUGCUGACAGCGCCUGGCAUUGAUCUCACCAUCAAGAACAGAGAAGGACGGACACCACUACACAUCGCUGCUAUAUACAAUCGAACCUGGGCCGUAAAGCUGCUACUCGAGCGACGCGCUAAGCUGCUGAGCUUGCGAGACAACUACGACCGCACGGCCUUCAUCCUGGCGGCCGAGAGAGGGAAUGUGGAAGUUAUGAAGGCUUUGAAGGGCUACGGGCAGAACAUGAACGAAGUCACGAUAAAGCAAGGCUGGACAGCAUUGCAUCUAGCCGCCGAGAACGGCAAGGUCAACGCAGUUAAGUGGCUUGCGGAGAACGGGACGAAGAAGUGGGCCAAGGUCAGAGACGGGCUACAGAAGGGCAUGACAGCGAAACAGAUAGCUGAGCAGAAGGGAAAAACUAAGGUUGUGGAGUUACUCUGA
This is a messenger RNA of Ascochyta rabiei, 1341 nucleotides long. RefSeq names its product E2 ubiquitin-conjugating enzyme. The transcript is spliced from 2 exons. Lineage: Eukaryota; Fungi; Ascomycota; Dothideomycetes; Pleosporales; Didymellaceae. The record is from RefSeq and is a predicted model, not a curated record. Gene Ontology annotation, molecular function: protein binding. Bases 1 to 1341 code for a protein of 446 amino acids.